AUGUCCAUAUUCACUGAAGGACUGAAGGAGCAGAAUCCUCCAGAGCCAGGGAGCAGGAAUGAGAGUCGCGGCCGACCCACAGAGCGAACAGAACAAGUGGGUGGCGGGUGUCUGCGCGGAAAGCACAGGCCGGGAACGGGACUCCAGCGAGCCAUAAGUCCCGCGCCAGCAGUGGUCCGGCCAAGUCGUCUCCCCGCAAUCGCUCCUGUGAACUGGACCCGUCUUGGGUUCCGACGCGCGCCACCUCACCGUAAGCCCUCUUCACGAAACGCUACGCUCCUUUUUGGGUCUUCGGAGAGGGGGUCAAACACACCGCGUGAGCCAGGAACAAUGGUGGUCGGAGGAACUUACGGGCUGUUCCUGGUGGGACUCGUGCUCUCUCGCGCGCUGGCGUUGCCCUACCCUCCUGUCAGUUCGACUGAGAGCGCGGACUAUGCUGGUGACGAGGCAGUCGAUAUUUUUCUCCGUCAGACCAGGAAACACGCCAGGCCCAUGUUCUACAUUAACUGCGGCUAUCGCGACCUGUGCUACUGCUACAGCAAAGUCACAAGGCACCACUACUGCUGUUCCUGUGACGUGGGCGCCUGCUUCCCCGCCUACGCCCGCGUAUCUACUCCCGGAGGCGCCCACACCACCAUGGAUCGCCUCAGGACCGGAGAUAAGGUGUUGGCUGUUGACGAGUCAGGCCAUGUAGUGACGUCAACGAUCCUGGGGUUCAUGGACAGGCGACCAAAGGAAACAGCCCUCUACGUUACUCUACGCACGUCCAUUGGACGGAAUCUCACACUUUCGCCCAACCACGUACUUUUCAAGAGCUCGCCGAAUUCAAGCCAGCCAAUCAGCGUGUUUGGAUCAGAUAUCAACAUCGGUGACGUCAUUUAUUCUGCCAAUGAAACGGGACUUCAACGAACAGAGGUUGUGGGGAUUGACCACGACGUUACUAUAGGGGCGUACGUGCCUUUGACGAAGGAGGGGACGCUGGUGGUGGAUGGCACCUUCGUCUCCUGCUACGCCUCCUACCGGCACUCCCUCGCCCACGUCUUCAUGGCACCCGUCCGCUCCUUCCCACUCCUUUUGCGACCUCGCCCCGGCUUGCUCUUCUCCGUGGCUUCCUUCGCCAGGGACUCCGCCGUCGACGCGAUGGGCAGCUUCCUCGACCUCCUAGACGCGCUUUCGGGAACCAGCAAGGGCGCGAACCUCCUAGGCUUCCCAUCUUGGUCGUCGUCAGGAGCCACUUUGAAGCAGAACAGAAGCCUCGAAGGACUUCUCGUGGAAGAGGGAGAAGGGGAGUCGUACUACGUGAGCCUGGUGAAGCUGGUCGGCUGGACGGCCUUCCGCGGCGAGAGGGCUCCCGAGCAAGUCUUGCAGGUGAACCCACAGCCUAAAGGCGGUCUGCUGCAGGCCCUGAAGAUUCGAUCCAUGUUUUCCAGCCUCCCGUCGCUCUUAGGGGCCCUGGCCAAGUCCUGGUAACAGGCAGAGGUUCCUCGGAGGGUUCUUCCCAUAAGAUGUCUACAACGUUUGCUCGCGAAAUAUAAGUUUUCUAUGACAACAUAAACACUGUAAACUCUUGCAACACAUACACACACACACACAAACACAUAUUUAUUCACACAUCUAAGUACAUAAGAUACUUUGCAUUUGCGUAACCAAAGCAAGUCCCGAAUAUAAAGGCCAUGAUUUGUUUUAUUCAAAAUCCGGAGCACUGAUGAGAAACAGGCUUCAGCUGAAAAAAAAUGAAUAAAAGAAACUGCAGGGUGUGGCCUCAGAAUGACCGUACUAUGGAUAAGUACACGAAAUGUAUGUGCUGUUGUGUGUGUACGCUUUUCAUGUGCAACGACAUUGCAUACUCCAGUAACCCUUCAUUGUCUAUGUACACCAACUACACCCAUAUACUGCAUCUGGUCAUUGUAAACAGGCACCAGUCAUUCGAGUGUGUUUUCGAGUGUAUGACAUAUUUCACUCUGUAUUUCACUACAUAUACCUUCCGAUUCAUAUUAUUGCACAUGCUAGUAAUGACACAAUCCUUCCCACUUUGACCUUGAUAUUUUGUAACUGUGUCUACUAAUGUGCACUGUCCAUCUUGAGUAUUAAAUAACGUAAUUCACAUCCAAAUAUGGGGAUGAAAUAUGUGUAUUGUCACGCAGAAGAAAACCAUUGAUAACAGAGCACACUGUGGGAAAAUGAUAAAGACUGGGAGAAGCGAAUAAAAAAAUAUACAUGUAUACAAGGUACAAUUUAAUGGAGAAGGUGAGAAAAGUUCUCAGACUGAAGAUGAACAUUAGUGUUCAAUAAAGCAUUCCUGUAUAUGGAUUAUAA
Messenger RNA from Penaeus chinensis, 2316 nucleotides. RefSeq lists its product as uncharacterized. Bases 1 to 1470 code for a protein of 489 amino acids. NCBI's taxonomy places the organism in Eukaryota, Metazoa, Arthropoda, Malacostraca, Decapoda, Penaeidae. Gene Ontology annotation, molecular function: calcium ion binding; patched binding. The transcript has 6 exons. Gene Ontology annotation, biological process: protein autoprocessing; cell fate specification; cell-cell signaling. The record is from RefSeq and is a predicted model, not a curated record.